CUGCAGGGCACUCGUCAACGCCAGCAAGCCGCCGCCCCCACCCACACCCAGUACUAGCAGCCAUGCCCAAGUCCGCGCACUCCGUCGAAGGCGCCUCCGCCGUGGAGGACCACGCCGCCAUGAAGAAGCAGUGGCAGACCAACCUGGAGAUCGACCUGCUCAAGAGCGCCUGGAUCCGCAAGGACCGCGAGCAGCACGGAGCGCACACGACGCCCCCGCUCUCGGCCGCCAAGUGAGGCCUCGCGCAGCCGGCGCGGCCGGUUUAGCGGGAAUAGUGAGGGAUCGGAGACACAGGGAGGAAGAAGAAGAAGAAGAAGGAGAAGAUGGUCAAGACGCCGAGCGCCUGCCUGCGAGGGUGGCCGUUAUGGCGCGCACAAGGCGGCGGCUGACCAGCUUGCGAGGUUUUGCGAGCGAGGCGGCCGUCGAGAUGAAGGGGAUCGACACGCGCGCGCAAAGAGGAGGAAGAAGUCACCUGCGCCUUUUGAUGGCUGCAGCGGCGUUCUCCUCGCCCGCCGGCUGCUUGGACGCAAGCGGCCGCGACGUCGCCCCGAGCAUCGUACAGUAUGAGAGAGAAGCGGAAGAGAAGGGAAGCGAAGGAAGCAGCGCGCAGUCAGUCAGCCAGUCGCUCGGACUGCCUUUGAGAUAUUUAGCAACCAUGAUAUAAAUUAUACACUACACAUUUGAGCUGCC
Messenger RNA from Phytophthora sojae, 690 nucleotides. RefSeq lists its product as hypothetical. The transcript has a single exon. The coding region runs from base 63 to 236 and encodes 57 amino acids. The record is from RefSeq and is a predicted model, not a curated record. Lineage: Eukaryota; Oomycota; Peronosporomycetes; Peronosporales; Peronosporaceae.